Molecule: messenger RNA, 2320 nt
Organism: Thamnophis sirtalis
Lineage: Eukaryota; Metazoa; Chordata; Lepidosauria; Squamata; Natricidae
Source: RefSeq, a predicted model, not a curated record
AGAGGCGGCUAUGGCCGAGGCCACGAAGGCCCCCGCGGACUCCGGGUCCCCCCGCGCACGUCCCGCCGCCGCCCCCGCCAGGGACCUUCCUGCCGACAGGAGCAGCUGCCUCCCCCUGGAUCCCGCCAAGGGCGGCCGGCCGAAGGAGCCGCCGGAGGAUGAAGCCGCAAGGGAUUCCCAAGGGCCGGACUCUCCCUCUUCCGCCUCCUCUUCCUGCUCGCUGCUUCCCAGCCACCGCAGCCCCCCGGAAGAGCCUUCCUUGUCUGAGGCUGCUGAGUUGCCCCCGGCCAGCCCCUCGAGUGAGGCGCCCUCCUUGCCUGACCUGGACAAUGCUGUGGGAGAAGAGAGAGCCUCCCCGCCUAGGGAAAGUCUACCACCGGCCCCGCUGCUGCUUCCACAGACGGCCCACCCCAAGGACCUUAACUGCUCCGAGGCUGAGCUGGGGGCUUUGAUCUUGCAGUACGGAAGGCGGCAGAAUGGGUGCCCCGAUUUGGAAGAUGUGCCUCUGGCAGCCGCUUUGGGCGUGAAGAGCCAGGGCCAGGAAGAUGAUGGGGCUGCAAAACCGUCCCAAAACAUUGCAGUCCAGACUGACUUCAGGACUGCUGACUUGGCAGCCAGCACGGACCUGGACAUGGAGAAGAACUUGGACAAGAUGAUGUCCGAGAGAGCUUCCUUGAAAGAGCGAUACCAAGAGGUCCUGGACAAGCAGAGGCAGGUGGAGAACCAGCUGCAGGUGCAGCUCCAGCAUCUGCAACAGCGCAGGGAGGAAGAGAUGAAGAAUCACCAGGAGAUCUUGAAGGCCAUCCAGGAUGUGACCUCUAAGCGGAAGGAAACGAGGAAGAAGAUGGAGAAGGAGAAGAAGGAGUUCCUGCAGAAGGAGCAGGACUUGAAGGCAGAAAUUGAGAAGCUCUGUGAGAAAGGCCGGAGGCUGUUGAAGGAGCAAAAAGAGAAGGAGAGCAAGAUUGUUUCGCUGAUUGCUGAACAGGCGGAGGAGAAGGAAGCCUGGGAACUGGAGCUGGGCAAGCUGAAGAACCAGCAGAGCGACAUCAGCCGCUCGAUCUUGGAGGAGACAGAGCGGGCCUGGAAAGCAGAGAUCCUGUCUCUGGAGAGCCGGAAGGAGCUCCUGGUGCUGAAGCUGGAAGAGGCCGAGAAAGAAGCAGAGCUGCACCUCACCUACCUCAAGUCAGCGCCCCCGACUCCCGAGACCAUCCGGCCAAAGCAGGAGUGGGAGACCAGGCUGAGCAAAAUACGAAUGACCAAGGAGAGCGUCCGCGACAAGUUCAACGACCACAUCCAGCUGGUACGGAACGGGGCCAAGCUGAGCAGUCUCCCACAGAUCCCCACCCCCCCACUGCCCCCGCCCCCACUGGAGACAGACUUUCUGCUGCCUCCUUUCCAGGCCAGUCCGACUCUCGCCCCCCAGCUGCCCUUCCCCCUUGGGUCGGUUUCCAUGCCCCCGAUGGUCAUGCCCAGUGCCGACCCACGGGUGCUCUCCUUCCCCCUGCUGAACCCCGGCCUCAUCGCCAGGCCCAGCCAGCCUUCGCCCACUUUGCCCGCCGCCCAGGAGCGGAGCAGCCCCUGCCUCACUUCCCUGGCCAGUCCCCACGGGGCGCCCGGGCCCUCGCUGCCUCCCCCGCCAGGCCUGGGUGGAGCCAAGACUCCAUCUGACUUCCAGAGAGCGCCCCCUGUGGACAAGCUGGAGAAGAUCCUGGAGAAGCUGAUGUCACGCUGUCCUCAGUGUAACAAGGCCCAGCUGACCAACGUCCUCCAGCAGAUCAAAGCGGCUCGGAGGACCUUGGCGGGACUCACCAUGGAAGAGUUGAGCCAGCUGGUGGCAGCCAAGGUGGCGGAGCAGCAGGAACGGGUGGCAGCUGUCGGCACCCAGCCCCAUAGCCGGAUCUGCUCCCCCUUGUUCCCGGGCCCUCUGCCGCAGAUCAGCAACCCUUUGUUCUUGCCACCUGCACAGGUCUCCUACUCUGGGACGCCGCCCCAGGCACCCGUGACCUGCAAACUCUGUCUGAUGUGCCAGAAGCUGGUGCCACCCAGCGACCUCCACCCCAUGGCCUGUUCACACGUGCUGCACAAGGAGUGCAUCAAGUUCUGGGCUCAGACGAAUGCGAAUGACGCCUGUCCCUUCUGCCCCGCCCUGAAAUGACCCCGGCCGGAGAGAGCAGGCGGAGGGGCCGUGCGCCCGGCCUUCCCACAGCUCUGUAUUUAUAUAUGGCAAUGUACACCUGUACAUUUUUAUUCUAGAGGGAAUGUGUGUAUAGAAAGUCCACAUCCAUACCAGUUCAUAAUAAAAUGUGUAUAUUAUGCAGCC